ACAAACGAAAAGAUGUUGGCAUACAUAGCAAAAUGGUGUUUUAUGGCUUCUGAGAGCAUUCAUUCAGUCUUUCAGUAUGAGGUGCUUCUAUUUUCGUCUUGGAGUUUGACCUUAAGGAAGUAACGUUCUGAAAAUAUGAUUACCAGACAAGGUCAAUAUAAUAAUAGCGGACUUGAACCCUACUGAUAAGAAGAGGAAGAGUAAGAGAGAAAUAGACGACACAUAUAUUUAUGUCCUUUAAAGUGUGCGAGUAGCUAUUCCUCCACAUUAUUUUCAUUUUAUUUUGAGAUGUUUUUAACCUAUGCCUUAUUCACGACAUAUCCCUCAUUUUGCCGCCCCUUCCGAGCGGCGACGAUUCAUUUGAAUGCAAAUUUUGGUAUGGGAUCAUUUUCUUUGGCCAGUACAUAUUGGCCAAAGUCGAUGAUAAAGUAUGUCUUAGGAAAAUGCAGGGAAAACGACUUUUAUUUCAUGAUAUCUUCUUCUUGACGGAUGACCUUUAAAAUACAAUUUUGCUAUAAUAUUGUUUACUAAGUCUUUUUUUAUCAUCUUCAGAGCGUAAAAGCACUGUAAAGAGGGAUACCAAUACCAUCAAUCGCCAUUUUACGUCUUUCAAAACUUCAACUCGGCUAGUCUCUAUUAAAUGGGUGAUAUGAUUUUCAUUUCUAUAGUAGUGUAUUUAUAAGUACUCUAUAACCCAACGUUCCUUUCCAUUUUUUCUUUUGAGGACUUUAGAACAACUAUAAUUCUAUGUUUCUAUUGUAUUGGCGAUAUAGUUUUCAUCUGUAAAGUUUCAUCAGAUAAUAUUUUUGUUUUUAAAAAUUACCACUACGUUUAGGGUAUCGAAAAA
Molecule: messenger RNA, 847 nt
Organism: Phytomonas sp. Hart1
Lineage: Eukaryota; Euglenozoa; Kinetoplastea; Trypanosomatida; Trypanosomatidae
Source: the annotation of a GenBank genome assembly